Molecule: messenger RNA, 695 nt
Organism: Cetraspora pellucida
Lineage: Eukaryota; Fungi; Glomeromycota; Glomeromycetes; Diversisporales; Gigasporaceae
Source: the annotation of a GenBank genome assembly
UUGAUCAGGUUAAAGAGUUGGAUGCUAAUUAUAAUGACAUAAUUGAACGAUUAGAUGAUGUACCUCAAAUUCAUUUAGCUGAACUUAUGAUUGAUAUACCUUAUGAUGCAAUUAAAGAACUUUGGGAGGUUUCAUAUAUAGGUUUUGCUUCAAAGCCAAAUUAUGUUGUUAUACUCAACGACUCAACAUUUCUUUAUUAUGCAACCUUUCACAUAUCACUUUUACAUACCCAUUGGUUUGAAUCAUUUUCAUCUGAUAUAACAAAUUUUGUUACAGUAUUUCGAGGAAUACAAAGUGCUACAUCUGUACCAUUGCAUUAUAUGAAUCAAGUAAGAACCUGUAAUGUUUAUACAACAGCCAUUAGAAGUCACAUUAAUAAAAAGGUUCAAUUUGGUACUACGAUGUUUGUGGCUAAAACUAGCAUUCAAAUUGCGGUAUCCGAAAGUGUUACUGAAGAACUAACUGGACUUUUAGUGCAAUUUAUUAUAAAGUAUUGUCGUGGUACAGGACUAGGCAUAAAAGAUACUUCAUCAUCACCAAACAUUAUGCUACAAGAGUUUUUUACUACCGAAGUUACAGAAUCUACAUCCAAUCAUGUAUCAGAAUCUUCUACCAUUACUCAACUAUUGAGGAAUGUUCAACAGCUAUUAAUAAGUCAGACAAUGCUGUUUUCAAAACAUGUAGUUAUUGCUCAG